CCCCACGUCGACCCCCACGUCCUGCCGGCCGCCGACGACCGCCAGAACGAGCUCAAGGGGGACGUCCACGACGUGCACGCCGUGCACGCGGACGUGGCGGACAAGGGCAAGACCGCCCUCAACGACCUGGACGCCAAGACGGACACGGACUCGGCCGACGUGAGCAGCAGCAGCAGUAGCGACUCCUCGUCGGCGUCCGUCUCGGCGGAGGCGGCGCCGGACGCCAAGGACGAGGCCGUCGCCCUGCAUGACGCCCUGCGCGAAGCCGGCCAAGUGACGGAGGGGGCGGAGGAAGCCCCGGACUCAGACAGCGCCGCCGCCGACCACGCCAAGCAAUCGGACACCGCCGCGGCACCGCCGGACACGUCGGGGUCCGCCUCGGCGUCGUCGUCGUCGUCGGCGUCCUCGUCCACGGAAACGGAAGAGCAGGCGAGCGAGGCCAGCGCCGCCGCCAAGCAGGCCGCCAUCGAGGACUUCGUGGAGGCGCCCAAGGCCGUCGUCAAGGAGGUGCCCGUCGACGCCAUGACGGAGGACACCGACGCCGCCAUCGAGGAGGACGUCUCCACCGAGUCCAUGGGCGGUGAGGAGGCGAGCCGCACCGAGGACCCGUUUUGGGGCCAGGCCGAGGGCCAGGCCGAGGCCCAGGCCAGCACCGAGAGGGGCGUGCUGCCGGACAGCGAGGAGGCUGUCAGCGAGUCCGAGGACACGGACGAGGACGACGAGGAUGACGAGGAGGACGGCCUGGAGGACGACGACGAGGAGGAGGCCCUGCAAGAGAACGGCGGGGUGGUCGCGCCCGUGGUGGCCAGAACGACCACCACGGUGGCUUCCACGACGUCCACGGCCACAAGCACCGAGGCAACGACCACCCCGACCUCCACCACCACGACCGCAGCGGCGACCACCACCACAUCCUCGACGUCCACGACGGCCGCCACCACCACCUCCACCACGAGCACCACCACGCCGCGGCAGGAGACGACCACGAAGACGACGGUCUCGACCACGACGGCCGGCCCCGUGACGAGCACCGCGAAGACACUCUGGAAAACACACGGAAAGAAGGUGGUGGUGGUGCCGCCGCCGACGGCGUCCCGGCCGAUGGCCGCCGCCCCCGCCCCCGGCAUGCGCAGCGACGAGCCGCGCGGCCGCUACCAGCCGCCGCCGUUCCGCUUCACCAAGGACGUGUACACCGUGACGGUGCCGGAGAACUCCCCGGGCCGCACGCUGCUCACGCCCGCCGAGCGCGUGGGCAUCCCCCUGGCCGCGCCCACGCCGCCCACGUCCGCCAGUGUGGCCACGCCCGAGGUGCGCUUCCGCAUCGUGUCCGGCGACCGGGACCGCUUCUUCAAGGCGGAGGAGCGCGUCGUCGGCGACUUCUGCUUCCUGCAGCUGCGGACGCGCGCCGGCAACACGGACGUGCUGAACCGCGAGCGGCGCGACAAGUACACGCUCGUGGUGCGCGCCAACGGCCACUACGUCGGCAACGUGUCCGAGGAGGACGCCGGGCGCGCGCUCGAGGCCAACACGACGGUGCAGGUGCGCGUGCUGGACGUCAACGACCUCACGCCGCUCUUCUACCCCACCGAGUACGACGUGAAGGUCGCCGAGGACACGCCGCCCAACCACAGCGUGGCCAAGGUGGCCGCCGAGGACGCCGACCUGGGCCCCAACGGCGAGGUGUACUACUCCCUCAAGGACUGGGCCGCCGAGCAGUGGUCCGUGCACCCGUCCACGGGGGUGGUGUCUCUGACCCGGCCGCUGCUGCUGAGCGAGCAGACGACGCACGAGCUGACGGUGGUGGCGCGCGACCGCGGCGUGCACGCGCACGCGGCCAGCCAGGCCAGCCAGGCGCGCGUGCGCGUGCGCGUGGAGCGCGUCAACCUGCACGCGCCCGAGAUCCACGUGCGCCCGCUGCCGGAGAUCAUCGAGCACGCGCACGGGGACAUCUACGCCAUCGUCAGGGUCACCGACCGGGACCGCGGCCUCCACGGCCAGAUCCGCGACCUGGAGAUCGUGGAGGGCGACCCCGACGGCCACUUCCGGGUGGUAGCGACCGGCAACCCGGGCGAGUACAACAUCGCCGUGCUGCACCUGCUGGACCGCGAGGCCGCGCCGUCCGGGUACAACCUGACGCUGCGCGCCUCGGACCGCGGCACGCCCAUGCACAGCACGUACCGCACCGUGGCCGUGCGCCUGGCCGACCUCAACGACAACCCGCCCGUCUUCGACCGCCAGGUCUACGACGUGGAGGUGUCGGAGAUCGCGCCCGUCAACACGCCCAUCACCAGGAUCAAGGUCACGGACGCCGACUCGGGCAAGAACGCGCAGGUGCACUUGGAGAUCGUGGGCGGCAACGAGGACGGAGCCUUCUGGCUCAACCCAGACUCGGGCAUGCUGUACACGGCCAAGGCCCUGGACGCCGAGACCAAGAAGUCGUACGCGCUCACCGUGUCCGCGCUGGACCAGGGCAACGCCGGCGCGCGCAAGCAGAGCUCCGCCAGGAUCGAGGUGACUGUCCUGGACACGAACGACAACGACCCGGUGUUCGACACGCCCGAGCAGACCGUGUUCGUGAACGAGAACGAGCCCCCGGGGCUGCAGGUGGCGCGCGUCAUGGCCAGGGACAAGGACUCGGGCGAGAACGCCUACAUCUCGUACCUCAUCGCCAACCUGGCACCCGUGCCUUUCGAGGUGGACCACUUCACGGGCUGGGUCCGCACCACGCAGGUGCUCAACUACGAGGUGAUGCGGCGCGAGUACGUGCUCAGGAUCCGCGCGUCGGACUGGGGGCAGCCCUACCGCCGCCAGACGGAGACGACGCUGCGCGUGCACAUCCGCGACGUCAACGACAACCGGCCGCAGUUCGAGCGCGUGGACUGCGUGGGCCACGUGCCCCGCCACCUGGCCAUCGGCGCCGACCUGCUCACGCUGUCCGCCAUCGACUUCGACGAGGGCAGCGUCAUCUCGUACCGCAUCGAGGGCGGCUCGGAGGACGGCUGCUUCUCGCUGGACGCCGCCACGGGCCUGCUGCAGGUGACGUGCGACUUGGCGGACGUGCGCGCGGCGAGGCGUGAGCUGAACGUGACGGCCAGCGACGGCACGCACUUCUCGGACGUGCUGCGGCUGCAGGUGAACCUGGUGAACGCCAAGCGCGACGCGACGGGGCCGGCCGUGGGCCCGCCCAAGGGCUUCUUCGACUGCCGCGAGACGGGCGUGGCGCGCCGCCUCACGGAGGUGCUGGCCGCCGCCGAGAGGAACAACGCGCCGCACGCCGGCGACCAGGACGACUUCCCGCUCGUGCCGCCGCGCUACGGCUCCAACGUGCACGCCCCCGAGUUCGUGGACCUGCCGCUCGAGGUGCGCGUCAACGAGUCCCUGCCGCUGGGCAGCGUGGUGGUGCGCGUGCGCGCGCGCGACCGCGACCUCGGCUACAACGGCAAGCUGGUGUACGGCGUGGCGUCCGGGGACACGGACUCGCUCUUCAAGAUGGACCUGGACAGCGGGGAGCUGCGGCUCGUCGGCUACCUGGACCGCGAGAAGGAGGGCGAGUACCUGCUCAACGUGUCCGCCUACGACAUGGGCACCCCGAGCAAGUCCACGCACCGCGUGCUGCCCAUCACCGUCCUGGACGUGAACGACAACGCGCCGCGCUUCGAGAAGGCCCUGGCCAGCUUCCGCGUCACGGAGGACGCGCAGAACGGCACCGUCAUCUUCCGCCUCAACGCCACCGACCCCGACGCGGGCGACAACGGCCGCGUGGUGUACUCCAUGGAGACGGAGACGCCCGACCUGGCGGUGGACGCCCGCGGCGUGCUCAGCGUCACGGCGCCGCUCGACCGCGAGCGCCAGGACGUCUACGAGGUGCUCGUCGUGGCCAGGGACUUCGGCGACCCGCCGCAGAGCGCCACCGCGCAAGUGCGCGUGACGGUGGACGACAUCAACGACAACCCGCCGCGCUUCGCGCUGCCCGAGCUGUCCGUGCGCGUGCUGGAGGACGUGCCGGCGGGCAGCGUGAUCGCCGUGGUGCAGGCCACGGACCCGGACCUGGCGCUGGGCGGCGAGGUGCGCUACAGCCUCAAGCACCCCGACGAGGACGACACACUGGACGCGCUGCAGGGCGCGUUCUUCCGCAUCGACGCGCUGACGGGCACGGUGCGCACGCUGCGCGAGCUGGACUACGAGGAGCGCCAGGUGCACGUGCUGACGGUGCGCGCCUCGGACCGCGGCUCGCCGCCGCUCUGGAGCGAGGCCACGCUCACCGUGCACCUCAUCGACGUCAACGAGAACGCGCACGCGCCCCUGUUCGCCGACCUGGUGGAGACGGCCGCCGUCAAGGAGGACGCGCCGCCCGGCACCGUGGUGACGGCCGUCAAGGCCUCGGACGCCGACGCGCCCGGCGACGACUCCAGGGUCACGUACUCCAUCCGCGGCGGCGACGGCCAGGGCUACUUCAGCGUGGACGAGAAAGGCAACAUCCGCACGCUGGUGCCGCUGGACGCCGAGUCGCGCAUCCACUACUGGCUGACGGUGGUGGCCUCGGACCACGGCGUGGUGCCGCUGAGCAGCCGCCUCGAGAUGUACAUCGGCGUGGAGGACGUGAACGACAACGCGCCGCUGACGCUGCAGGCGGCGUACCGCGGCGAGGUGGCCGAGAACUCCCCGGCGGGCAAGUGGGUGGCCGAGGUGCGCGCCAAGGACCGCGACAUCACGCCCGGCCGCCUCUCCUACAAGAUCACCGGCGGCAACCCGGAGAACUUCUUCGCCAUCAACGCGGACACCGGUGUUGUCACCACGACGGAGCGCCGCCUGGACCGAGAGAACCAGCCCGAGCACAACUUGGAGGUGACCGUCACCGACCACGGCCUGCCGCCUCUGUCCUCCACCGCGCGCCUCUUCAUCACCGUCCUGGACGUGAACGACAACGCCCCCGAGUUCGAGCAGACCUUCUACCACGUCACCGUGCCGGAGAGCUCCCGGAUGGACACCGCCUUGUUCCAGAACGCAGAAGGUGAAGCUGAUGUUUCGGCUGAUGUAAAUCUAGAGAACGGAUCUUGGGAAUCUUUUGAUGUAGCAUCUCUUAGUGGAGAGAGCCUCUUGAGGGUGCUGGCUUAUGACCAAGAUGUUGGUCCCAAUGGGCAAGUGGAGUACAGCAUUAAGUCUGGAAGAGGCAAAGGGAAGUUCCGUAUCCACCCAUAUACAGGCACUGUGUAUUCACAGAAAGGCCUUGUUGGAGGCUCAGAAUAUGACUUACUGAUCCGAGCCAUGGACCAGGGUACUCCGCAGAGAAGUGCAACAACUCGGGUUACUGUACAAGUGUCCGCUGUUUCCACUUCCUCUUCUCACCCUCCACAGAUCAAGACUGUUGAUCAACAAGUUCAGAUUACUGAAAGUGACAAAGCUAAAUAUUUAGUAGCCCUUAUCCAAGCCUCUGAUGAGGAUGGGGAUAAACUAUGGUUUGACAUUGUUGAUGGUGACAAGAGAAAUGAAUUUUAUAUUGGAAGGGACCAAGGAAAUGUUUUACUUGCUAAACAACUAGACUAUGAAACUCAAAAUUUCUACAACCUUACCAUUAGUGUGUCUGAUAUGGUCCACACUGUGUACACUCAGCUCUAUAUAACUGUGCUAGACACCAACGAACACCGUCCCGAAUUCUCUGAGUCUGAGUACAGGGUGGAAGUUGCGGAAAGUGCUGAGAUUGGUACCUCUCUUCUUGAACUUCACGCAUCUGAUCUUGAUGGCACUGAUCGAGUGUUCUACAGCUUACACACUGCUAGGAGCCAGGCCUCUCUUGAAUUGUUCCGAGUUGAUUCUCUGACAGGUGUAUUGUCUUUAGCUGCACAUUUAGACUGUGAAACCAUGGAUGAACACGUUUUGACAGUAAUGGUCAAGGAUCAAGGCACUCCAUCAAAAAGAAACUAUGCCCGAGUCUUAGUGGUAGUGCAUGACUUCAAUGAUCAUGCUCCAGAGUUCUCAAGCCAAAUCAUCCAAGGUCGAGUGUACGAAAGUGCAGCCCCCGGUUCUGCUGUCAUGCAAGUUCUCGCUACAGACCAAGACAGAGGAAAGAAUGCAGAAAUUACCUACUCCAUUGCAUCAGGAAAUGUUGGAAACAUGUUUUCAAUCGAGCCAUCGCUGGGUCAUUUGACUGUUGCUCGCGAAUUGGACAUAAACCACUACCCAGAAUUCACUCUGACAGUCAAAGCAACCGACAAAGGAGUUCCACCUCUUUCUGCCACUGUGCCAGUUCACAUCAUGGUGACCAUGGCUGACAACGCUCCACCAAGGUUUACUAAAGAUCAACUACUAGCUGAGGUUUAUGAAAAUCUUCCUCCCGGAACCUAUGUGAAACAUGUAGAAAUCAGAAGCACAUCCUCAUGCACUCUUGAAAUUGUGGAUGGGGACAGUGAUGGUGUUUUCCUAAUGAACCCAUCAACUGGUGUUAUUAGUACCAAGUUACCUCUAGACUAUGAACACACAAUUUUCUACAAUUUGACAAUAGAAGCAACUAACAUGGCCGGCACCAAAGCCCGUUCCCAUGUCAUUGUGCAUGUACUUGAUAUGAAUGACAAUUCUCCAAGGUUCAUUCAGAAUCUUUACCAUGGUACUUUACCUGAAAAUGCUCCUGUUGGUUCAUUAGUCCUUACAAAUACAAGCACACCAUUGGUAAUCAAAGCGACAGACAAAGACUCAGAUCUGAAUGCUCUUCUUCACUACGACAUUGUGGAAAAUAUGCCUCGCAAAUAUUUCCACAUUGACUCAAGCACAGGUGCGAUUCGCACAGUAAACCUGCUGGACUUCGAAACAAUGCCUGUAUUCCAAUUUCAUGUGAGAGUUUCUGACCGAGGCAAGCCAAAGCUCACCUCAGAGGUGUUUGCUGAAGUAUUAAUUAAUGUAUCUGAUGUCAAUGACUGCCCACCACAAUUUUCUCAAACUGAGUACAAUGCUACACUGCUCCUACCAACCUAUGCCAAUGUUGUUGUGCUUCAAGUCAAUGCCACUGAUAGAGAUUCAGGAUCUCCUUCUUCAUUGACAUAUGAACUUGAGAACAACAUUGAUGGCACAUUUUUACUUGAUAGCAAAUCUGGGAUGUUGUCUAUUGUUGAUCCUUCCAAAAUUCAGCAGAAAGGCUCAUUCAAGAUGAACGUCAAAGUUACAGAUGGAAAAUUCACUACUACUGCCCCUCUGAAUGUUGUGGUUCAAAAGUCCGAAAAUUCAGGACUAGUGUUCCAAAAGAGUGUCUAUUUAGCAAAUAUUGUGGAGAACAGUACCAAAAUCACAACAGUUACAGUUGUGAAUUUACUGGGUUCUGCUCUGAAUGAGCAUAUUCAAUUCAGAAUACUCAAUCCCACUGAUCUGUUUGUGAUUGGUGAAACUUCUGGCGCUAUAAGAACAACUGGUGUACGGUUUGACAGAGAACAACAAGAGCAUCAUUCUUUGAUUGUAGAGGCUCGGAGCAGAGAUUUUGGUGAUGGUCAACCCAGGGUAGCUCAUGUUACAGUUAAUGUGACAAUUAUUGAUGUGAAUGACAACUGCCCCAUUUUUGUAAACCUUCCAUACUAUGCUGUAGCAUCAGUAGAUUCACAAAGGGGAGAAGUGAUCACAAAGGUGCAAGCUGUUGAUUUGGAUAGCGGUGAAAAUGGAGAAGUCCGCUAUGAACUCAAGAAAGGACAUGGUGAUUUAUUCAAAGUCGCUCGAAAGUCUGGCGAAAUAAGCUUGAAACAGAAUUUGGAAGGUCACAAUCAAGAAUACCAACUUCUAAUUGCAGCUUAUGAUGGAGGUGUCAGCCCAUGUUCCAAGGACGUUUUUGUACAUGUAAAAGUGAUUGAUCGAUCAAUGCCCGUGUUUGGGAAACAGUUUUACACUGUUUCUGUCCCCGAAAACAUUGAAUUGUUCUCACCAUUGGACCUCAGUAUUUCAGCAGAAUCUGCUCUAGGGCGGAAACUAAUUUACUCAAUUGUGAAUGGGAAUGACUUUGAAGAGUUUGCUGUUGAUUUUAAUUCUGCUGGAAGCAAUGACAAUGGGGCUUGUGUGCUGUAUGUCAUUGACGAACUUGAUUUUGAACACAAGCAGUCUUAUGAACUGACUGUGCGAGCUGUUGACUCAGUAUCUGGUGUCAGCUCUGAUGUACUAGUGAAUGUGCAAGUUGAAGAUGUGAAUGAUUGCCCGCCGGAGUUCAUCAACGAUUCGUACACAGUAGCUGUUUCGGAAGCAGCAACAUUCGGCUCUCCUCUUCUUAAAGUGACAGCUCGUGAUAAUGAUACAGGCAUUAAUGCAGUUGUGCGGUACUCAAUGCUCCAAGACUCUGGCAAUGCUACAAAAUACUUCCACAUUGAUAGUGAAGAUGGGUCAGUGUAUUUGAAGCAAGCCUUAGACCGUGAGAGACAGGACUCCCAUCAUUUUACAGUAAUUGCAAAUGACAGUGGCAUUCCAAGCUUGUCAACUACUGCACAUGUUUGGGUUUCAGUUCUUGACAUGAAUGACAACCCACCAAAGUUUGAGUUGCCAUCCUACAGUUGUGUUCUUUCUGAAGAUGCUGCAAGAGGCCAAUUUGUGACCAUGGUAACUGCAAGUGAUGCAGACACAGUAGAUCAAGGACACCUCACCUACUCAAUUGUCGGUGGAAAUGACUUGCAAACAUUUUCUAUUCAACCCAACUCAGGCAUCAUUAAACUUAUUAACUUGCAUCAGCUUCCAUUUCACACUGCUCACUCCCUCAAUGUGUCUGUCACUGAUGGAGUUUACACAAGUUUCACACGUGUGCAUAUAGAAAUGCAACCAGCAAAUCACCAUGAUCCCGUGUUUAGCCGACACCUCUAUGAAGCAACUGUGGUUGAAAAUAGAGCACCUGGUUCUCGAGUUAUAAUUCUAAAGGCAACUGAUGCCGACCAUGGUGCCUAUGGACAUGUAUCCUAUGCUAUCACAUCACCCUUGUUCAGUGAGAUAUUCUCAAUCCAUAAGAACUCAGGAGAAAUCACUACAAGGAUGAAGCUAGACCGAGAAAAGCGACGAAUGUAUGAGUUACCAGUGUCUGCCGCUGAUCAUGGAGGCAGGAUAGGCCACACAAUAGUUCGUGUUCGUGUCAUUGAUGAGAACGACAACACUCCAUACUUCUUGCAGAGAGAGUACAAAGCUUCAGUCAUGAGCAAUUUGACCAUUAACUCAGGUUUCCUCAAGGUAAAAUCUUUUGACAAAGAUGAAGACAUCAAUUCUCAAGUUGAGUACAGUAUUUAUGAGAAAGAGUCGCCUGGAGUGAAAGACCUGUUUGGAGUCAACAGGCAGACAGGUGGCAUCUACCUGCUAAAGAGUGCUGUUCCUUAUGAAAACCAAGUAUUCCAGUUCUUUGUCCGCGCACAAGACAGGGGAAAGCCCUCCAGACAUUCUGAUGCACCAGUUGAAGUGUACAUCAUGAGCUCAGGGGACUCGCCACCUAUUUUCCAAAGAAAAGAUGAAAAGUAUUUCCUCUCUGAAAAGUCAUCUAUUGGCACUGUGAUUGCAAGAUUGAAAACUAUGACGAACAUGUCAGUUUCCUACCGUAUUGUCUCUGGCCAAGAGGACAAUGCCCUGUUUGCUGUUGACGAAGCUGGCACUUUGACUCUGCAGCAGCCUCUCGACCGGGAGGCUGCUGACCACCACCACAUCGCCGUGCUCGCAGAAACACACACUAGUCCAUCUUUGGUUGCCCUCGCAGAGAUCACCCUUAAGGUGCUGGAUGAAAACGACAAUGCUCCCCAGUUCCAUUCUAACUCCUAUGCUGCUGUAAUUUCAGAAAAUGUUGACGAGAAAACUUCUAUUAUCAAAGUGACAGCCGAAGAUGCAGAUCAGGGAAGCAAUGGAGAAGUGCGAUAUUCUCUGGAGUUAGAAGACGACAGUUUGGUUAACACCUUUGCAAUUGAUCCUCAUUCUGGUUGGAUCACAACCCUUUUGCACUUGGACCGAGAAGCUCAGCAACACUAUAAACUCACUGUUGUUGCUAGUGACAAUGGCCAUCCUAAGCAUUCAACACGUUCCAUAGUGCACAUUCAAGUCCAAGAUUACAAUGAUAACCCUCCAGCCUUCUCGAAUAGUCUAUACAAGGCAGCAGUGAAUGAAGAUGCCCUACCUGGAACUGUCAUUAUGCAACUAGCUACUUCAGAUGCUGAUUCUGUAAAGAUGCCAGUUGACCUCUACAUUGUGUCUGGUGACCCUGCAUCUCAAUUGUCUGUACGACCAACUGGGGAAGUCUAUGUCGUUCGCGCCCUGGAUAGGGAAACAGUGCCUCACUACAAUUUACAAAUUGUGGCCACAGAUGGGAAAUUUGUGACAAGUUCUAAUGUGUCCAUUGAGAUCUUAGAUGCAAAUGACAACCCACCAUACUGUUUACGCCAUCGAUAUCGCUCAGUUGUUUCUGAGGAGGUCGACACUGGGACAUUCUUGUUAAGUAUUCGAGCUUCAGAUGUUGAUGAAGGCUCCAGUGAAAACCUGCGAUUUUACUUAACUGGUGCAGGGGCUGAGCACUUUACCUUGGAUAAAGCUGGAGGCCAUCUGAGGACUGCUCACAAUCUUGAUCGUGAAACCCAGAGCAAAUAUCUACUAACUGCUCAUGUGCAAGAUCGGGAUGGAACUGGAACAACUCAAGGAUGGGAGUGCAGCUCAUUAGUAGAAAUUGUGAUAGCAGAUGUAAAUGACAAUGCUCCUCAAUUCACUCUUCCAUCAUACACAGCAUCACUCUCUGAAGAUGCUCAAAUAGGAACACUUGUGGCAAAAUUGCAUGCUAAUGAUAAUGAUACAGGUAUCAAUCGCAAGGUGCGAUAUGCAAUUAUUGAAGCUGAACCAACCUCCAGCCCCCAAUUUAAAAUUACUAGUGACAGUGGUAUUGUCACACUUGCCAAGUCUCUGGAUAGAGAGCUAGUGGACCGUUAUAAUUUGACAAUAGAGGCAUCUGACCAAGGCACACCGCAACUUCGGAACCGGACACAUCUUUUUGUGAAUGUUCUUGAUGUGAAUGACAAUCCUCCAGAAUUUGUGUCUAAAGUGUACCAUGCUUUGGUGCCUGAACUCUCACCUGUGGAUACCACAGUUGUUAAAGUGAUGGCUACCUCCAAAGAUAUUGGUGUCAAUGCAGAAAUAUCUUAUUCCAUUGUCAGUGGUAACAGUCACAAGAAGUUUGCCAUUGAUAGUAAAACAGGAGUUCUUAGUAUCCGGGAGCCUUUAGAUUAUGAAAUUUGUAAAAGUUAUUUUCUGACUAUUGAGGCAGUGGAUGGAGGUGAUCCGCCACUCAGCAAUCAGGCUACGAUCAACAUAUCAGUCUCAGAUGGCAACGACAAUGCUCCUAUCUUUAACCGACCGUCCUAUGCGGCACGAAUACGCGAGGAUUCUCAUACAGGCGGAAAAAUUCUACAAGUUACUGCAAGUGAUUUCGACAGCGAUGCCAAUGGGAAGAUAAUCUACAGGAUCCGAAAUGGUGACAACCUGAAACAAUUUUCAGUUGAUAGUGCCACUGGAUACAUCUCUGUUGUCAAACCACUUGAUCGAGAAGUUUUGUCAAGCUACGUACUAGAGGUGGAGGCCGUGGAUGGAGGCAUACCACCACUAUCAAGUGUUGCACUAGUGAAUGUAGAAAUUUCUGAUGUCAAUGACAAUGCUCCCAUCUUCUCUGAACAAAAUUACACUGCAGUUGUGCAGGAGGACAAGCCACUUGGAUAUGCAGUUUGUCAUUUGAAAGUCACGGAUGCUGACACAUUCCCCAACACUGAGCCAUUUGUUUUCGAAAUAAUAGCAGGAAAUGAUGCUGGUAUGUUCCGCAUUGAACAAGAUGGAGUAAUCAGAACUGCCGCACGAUUUAAUCACAAGAACAAGGACUCCUAUGUCUUGCAAGUUCGUGUAUUUGAUUAUGGGCUUCCUCCAUUGUCUUCUGAUACUUGGGUGUUCAUAAAGGUUGUGGAGGAGUCUCAAUACCCACCCAUUGUAACACCUCUUGAAAUUUGGAUCAACUCCUUCCAAGAUAACUUUGUGGGAGGCGAAGUGGGUCGUGUGCAUGCGACUGAUCAAGAUGUGUAUGAUCAGUUGGCCUAUAAACUUGUUCCCAUGGUCACGCCUCAGCCUGCUGCUGCGGCCAGUCAACCUGCUCUGUUCAGCGUCUCUGGCAAUGGUUCAAUUCUCGCAUCGCCUCAGCUUGAUGUGGGCCAGUACAAACUCAAUGUGUCAGUUACGGAUGGAAAAUUCAUCUCAUAUGCCACAAUUAAGGUGUGGGUUGAGCUUGUCUCAGAUGAAAUGCUGAAAGACUCAUUAAGUAUUAGUUUUAGAGGCAUUAAAGCCCAGGACUUUCUUCAAAACCACCGUAAAGGUUUCAUUCGAGCAUUGCAUAAAAUUCUGUCUGUCAAAGUAAAGGAUAUUAUCUUAGUUAGUGCCCAGGAUGCUCAGUUUUCUUCAAUUGGGAGAAUGAAGAGAGACUCUGCCAACCUUCUCAUGAUCUUGUUUGUUGUGCGAAGCCCUAAUGGCAUUGGGUAUGUUAAAGUUGAUAGUCUCCGAAAUAUUGUAUCAUCCCACAUUGAAGAUUUAGAAUUGGCAACUGGACUAGUUGUUGAUCAAGUUGCACAGAGGCAUUGCACAGAUGCUUACUGUGCGUUUGGGACCUGUGAGGACAGGGUGUCCCUGAAUGGAACAUCUGUUGCUGUGGUUAGCACUCAAUUGUCAAGCUUUGUGUCCCCACAUCACCAACUAGAAGUAGUUUGUCAUUGCUCCCAAGGCUAUUCAGGUGAACACUGCGAUAUUGCAGUAAAUAAAUGUGCUAGCAAUCCUUGUCCUGAGAACAUGAUGUGCGUUCCCGAUUCUUCAUCAUCAGGGUUUGCUUGUCAAUGUCCUGAGGGAAUCGCAGGUCCUGUUUGUCAAGAGAAUGAAACCAAUUGCCAAAAUGUUUGCUACAACCCUCGCAGUCCAAUGUCAAUGACUGGGCGCAGUUAUGCGUUUUAUGCCAUCACUAGGCCUUGGCUUGAAAGAGAGCUGAACGCUACUUUACGCUUGCGCACUCUCCAUCCGUCUGGAAACUUACUGUACAUCGCUGGAAAAAUUGAUUAUGCUAUUUUAGAGGUGGUUGGUGGCAUUGUGCAGUUUAGAUUUGAACUUGGAAGUGGUGAAGGCAUUGUCCGUGUCACGAGUGUGGCUGUAAAUGAUGGCCAUUGGCAUGAAAUCAGCCUUGAAAGGAUGGGCAACAGAGCACAGCUCACAGUUGAUGGAACUCAUGUUGCCCAGGGUGUUUCUCCUGCAAGUGCAGAUAUACUUAACUCUCCUCAACAUUAUCUUUACUUCGGAUCAGAGGUGCAGCCACAUGGAACUGUAAAAGGUUUCGAAACAUCAUCCAGAGGCUUCACAGGAUGCCUCGACGCUGUGCAGCUCUGGGGAACUCCUUUGCCUUUACAUUCUGCAAGUGCAAACUCCUAUGCGGCUCUUAAACGUCUUGCAAAUGUCCAGUUUACCUGUGGACCCCUCUCAAGUCCUGGGGCUUGUGGUCUCCACCCCUGUUUGAAUGGCGGAUCUUGUCGAGAUGACCCAUCGAACCCUGAAGGAUUUACAUGCUUGUGUGCCGAACAAUUUAUGGGCAGCAGGUGUGAGAAGGACACAGCUCCCUGCUUAUCCUCUCCUUGCCUGUUUGGAGGGCGCUGCAUCCCCCUGCCCAGUGGCUCCUACAAAUGUGAAUGUGAAGAAGGGCUGGGUGGUAAACGAUGUGAGUAUGGACGGUACUGCAGUCCCAAUCCCUGUUCAAACAGCGUGCCCUGUGAGGAAGGUGAUAAUGGUCCCCUCUGCAAAUGCUUGUUGGGCUACACUGGAGAGUUGUGCGCUCAAGACAUUGAUGAAUGUGCCUCCUCUCCCUGUCUCAACGGUGGGACUUGUGUGAACCAGCCUGGGGCUUUCUAUUGUCUGUGUCCCAUCAACAUGACGGGUAUUGAUUGCAACACUGCUGUUGUUCAUACUUCUAUAACAUCUUCAAUAUAUAAUGUCACUCGGGAUGAAAUCAUAGGCAUUGGAGUUGUUGUUCUUGUGAUCAUAAGUUUUGUUCUGGGCUGCAUUAUUUAUCGCAAGUGUCGCAUAAAUAGAAGGAACAACAAUCGAGGUAGUCAUAUUAAUAAUGGCACCAACAAGGAUAACAUGGUGUUAAACUCGACAAGGGUCACAAAUGCGGACUUUAAAAGAAGCUCCAAGCUCAGUAACCUGGAAGUCAGUCAGAGGGAGCCCCUGACUUGUCCUGCUCGCCCUGCAUCGUUCACACCGAGCACUCACCAUGAACAGUAUAUUGCCGCAACUCUCAACAACUUGGACACCUUGCGGAGCUAUGGUUCUGCUGGAGAUGAACUGGAAAAUGUGCCUCCCGAUUAUCUACGCAAUCUCAACCGUCAGUCGCCUCUCAAUGUUGUUGGUGUUCCUAAUGCACAACUUCCCCUGAGUGAUAUGAGUAAACUAAACAAUGGGGGAAAAGCUGCUGAUGACUGCUGCCGUUCUCCUGGAUAUCAUUGGGAUAUUUCAGAUUGGUCACGAUCAAGCCAACCCCCGCUGCCAAACAUUACUGAAGUUCCAGGGAGUGAAGUUCCUGACUCCAGUAGUUUUCAUAGUGAUGAAAGUAAUGAGGGAAGACCUAUCAUGAAUCUCAGCUUACCUACAGUUGGAGAAAGUAUUAAUGGUAUUCGUGAUAUGGAAACUUUAAAUGAAGAGGAGUCUGUGGAUGAAGCAGAAGUCGAUGCCCACAGCUACUUGCUCCAUCCAAACCACUACCUACCAAAUAACCCACUCCCAGAGUCAGAUGAUGAUGAUGUUGCACCAUAUGGGUUUCACAGUCAACAUCAUCAGCGGAGAUCUUUAUUAAGAAGCCAGAGUGACCUGUCAACAAAUUUAUGUGACAUUGAUGAUUCCGAAAUUGAAUGCUCCGACAUCCACCACCCAUGGGGUAAAGUCACUCAGACAUCUGUAUGACACCAACGAUGCUGGGAGCUUCCCAGCACAUUCGCACAUUGUUAUGACAUGGCUGUGGCAGUGUGCUAACUUUUCCUCUUUUUUGUUAAGAUCAAAUAUUUGUAACUCACUCUUAGCUGUUGUUUUUUUUUUUUUAACUGUUGUGCCAUUUAGCUUCAAGAAGUCCUUCUGCAAGAUGAAAUAUUUGAUCUACCAAAACCAAUGUAGCUUUUGUACACUUAGUUUUUGUGUCGUUGUCUUACAGUUUUAUGUUUUUAAUUUUAUGCAAGAUUGUUUUGGGGCCACUUUAAUCCAGAAAAUCUCUAUGAAUGACUGGGCUACUUAAACCUAAAAUUUGUUGAAGUGAAUGUGAACUGGUUCACCAUAAAACUUCUGUUAUUUUGCAGUAUUGGUUUUGAAGACUGCAUCUAACCUGAUCUAUGACCAAAUUCAUAAUUUAUUUUUUCUUCUUAGUAGUCUGUUUGUUUUGAUUACGAGUUAACUUAUGCAGAUACUGCAAAUGUUAAAUGAGAUCCCCCUCCAUUAGUUUAAGAGAAUUGAUCUCAUUCAUUGCACGAAUUUCAAGCUGAUGGCAUGAUGUAGUAGUGGAUGGAAUCUAUAAAGUGAAGACUGACUUAAAGGCAUAAAAUGUUUGGAAAUGUUUGUUACACUUCUGGGUGUGAUGAAAUUUCUCUUGUCUUUUCAUUUCUCAACAUGAAUGACUGAAGGACUGAUUUAUGAGAAGUUUUACAUUGAUGGCCUACCUUUCUUAUCAGGUCUAAGAUUUAAAAAAAAAAUUAUUUAUCUUUUCCUUUUUAAAGUCAAUGCAAAAUGUUGCUUGGAUAAUUUGGAGCUUGUUGUCAAGAUGUUACCCACCAACAUCCCAUUAUUUUAUUGCUCAGUAUUUUCAACAUGCCAGUUUUUUUUUAUUCCCUGUGAGUUUUCUCCCAUUUUCUUAUACCUUAUGGCAUUUUUAGGUUUCAUCUCAAUGCAGUAUCUGUUUUGAUUUAGAUUUUUUUCCCAUUUUACUGUUUGUACAGUAACGUCAUAUUUUGCGGUGUUUUUAAAAGCUAUGAAUAUGACUUGUGAUAUAUCUGAUAAUGCUUGUACAAAAUUCAGUGUCAUCCAAUUAGUGGCUGAUGCAGAAGCAGCCCACUUUUUUCCUAUUCCCUUGCAGCUACUUUUUUAUUUAUUGACUGAUCUAGCAGCUUUAACAUUCUGUGCCAAUCACAAAGUCUUUGUCCCAUAUGUGUUCAUAUUUCAUUUGUCAGUGACAAUACUGUAUUUGUUUGUAGGGACUUCAGUUGAUUUCCACUAUAUUCUUAAACUAUGUCACAGCACAAACAGAUCAGGCAACUUCAACCUCUUACUUUUUAACCUUGUUUGUGUCCAUCUUUCUUUACCUGGAUGCUGAGUAUUUUUAAAACUUUAAUUUUUUAGGUACCAUAUCAGACCAACUUUAAAUUUCAAUGAUGUUUACAUUGAUCUUAAAAGAGUAUCUGUGAUAUUUUCUAGGUGUAUGACCUUUUUAUUUGGUGCAUUGUCUCCUCUAGCUUUACCACCCUUUCAUUCCUUGAAAGGGUUGAGACUUUUAUUUUCUUGUUGUGACAACUGGUUGUCAAAGCCAAGGAAAGAAAAUGUGAAUUAAUUUCCAGUUGCUUUGAUUAGAGAGUUCUUAAAUUGAGUGCUCUUAGAAAAAGUCAGGGUCAUAGCAGAUAAUGACCAGUGUGAUAUUACUCUCUUGCUAGCAAAGUAAGAUGCUGGAGUUAGUUUUAAUAAAACUGUCAAUACAUAGAUACCCUCAAUGUGCAUUGAUAGAUGUAUACUUAGAAAAACAUAGGGUCAAUGAAAAGUGUACAUAUCUUGUAAAUAAUAAACUAUGUUUGUAAAAGAA
Thrips palmi is the source of this 16813-nucleotide messenger RNA. It is a transcript of the gene kug, whose product is annotated as fat-like cadherin-related tumor suppressor homolog. The record is from RefSeq and is a predicted model, not a curated record. NCBI's taxonomy places the organism in Eukaryota, Metazoa, Arthropoda, Insecta, Thysanoptera, Thripidae. Bases 523 to 14940 code for a protein of 4805 amino acids. Gene Ontology annotation, cellular component: plasma membrane. Gene Ontology annotation, molecular function: calcium ion binding. Gene Ontology annotation, biological process: homophilic cell-cell adhesion. The transcript has 53 exons.